Molecule: messenger RNA, 2254 nt
Organism: Nestor notabilis (Kea)
Lineage: Eukaryota; Metazoa; Chordata; Aves; Psittaciformes; Psittacidae
Gene: RAB5A
Product: RAB5A, member RAS oncogene family
Exons: 5
Coding region: 93-740 (215 amino acids)
Molecular function (GO): GTP binding; GTPase activity
Source: RefSeq, a predicted model, not a curated record
CAAACAGGUUGUUACUGGCAGAAGCACCACUGAGAUCUGAAUCCUGGAACUUGCUUUCAAGAUCUUGAAACAAAGGACUUUCUAAUUUCAGCAUGGCUAAUCGAGGAGCAACAAGACCCAAUGGGCCAAAUGCUGGAAAUAAAAUUUGCCAGUUCAAACUAGUACUUUUAGGAGAGUCUGCAGUUGGCAAAUCAAGUUUGGUGCUUCGUUUUGUAAAAGGACAGUUUCAUGAGUUUCAAGAAAGUACGAUUGGAGCUGCUUUUCUAACCCAGACUGUAUGUCUUGAUGAUACAACAGUAAAAUUUGAAAUCUGGGAUACAGCUGGGCAAGAGCGGUACCACAGUUUAGCACCAAUGUACUACAGAGGAGCACAAGCAGCUAUAGUGGUAUACGACAUAACAAAUGAAGAGUCCUUUGCCAGAGCGAAAAAUUGGGUCAAAGAACUUCAGCGACAAGCAAGUCCUAACAUUGUAAUAGCUUUAGCAGGAAACAAAGCUGAUCUAGCUAACAAAAGAGCUGUGGAUUUCCAGGAAGCACAGGCUUACGCAGAUGACAACAGCUUAUUGUUCAUGGAGACAUCUGCCAAAACAUCUAUGAAUGUAAAUGAAAUAUUCAUGGCAAUUGCAAAAAAACUGCCCAAGAGUGAACCACAAAAUGCAGGAGCCAACUCUGCCAGAGGAAGAGGAGUAGACCUUACUGAACCAACACAACAGCCCAAGAGUCAAUGUUGUAGUAACUAAAACAUCAAUUGCUUUAAACUGUUCUGAAUAUUCUUCUGCUUCCUAACUGUUAAUAACCAUGGAAUUGGAGUGCUUAACCUGGCCCAGUACAGCUUCCAAACAGCGAAGAGACUUACGAUAAUAGUCAAGUUCAUGAUACAGGGUUUUCUUUUGACCUAAAUUUUUAACAUGCAUGUAUCCACCACUGGCUGUAAUGUUUCAGCAGUAGAGAGAAGGAAGUGGAAUAAACUUCCUUCAGUUGUAAGGUUUUAAAAAUCACUUAAGGGUGUUAGAAGAACUACUCUCUGUGGACCUGAUUGGCCAGUUCCUUUAGCCUCAAUACUGAUUACUGUUAUAAUAAAUAGAAUUGGGACUUUUCAUAAUUCUUAAUUGUGCUUUAAAACCUUUUUAGAAACAGGGUUAAAAAUUACUUAAACUUAUUCACAGUAUUCAUGCAACCAGUUGUUUCUGCAGGUAUCCACUGUUCAGUUAUACAUUCCAUAGUUUAAUAAUUUAAUUACAAAUAAUACUUGCAUUAACAAUUUUAAGAACCCUAUGCUUGCAGGAAAGUGGAGUUUUAGUUGGUACACUGUAUGUAAAUUAUAUCAACCCGGUUAGUUAUCUAAAGGAAUUAGUGAUAAAUCAAGUUUAACUUCAUUUCUAAUCUGUUCAGAGGGUACAGACCAGUCAAUUCAACUUUAUGACUUAGGAAUUCUUUUUUUUUUUUUUUUUUUUCCUCUACAAACUGUAAGAGCUCUUCAAGUAAAACCACAACAAACUUGGUGUCUGUGACUUCUUUCUUGGUUUUGAUCAUUGCUGGCCAUUACAGUUUGUUUUUCCCCUAAGGAAAAAAAUAGUGCACUAACGAUUAUGUACAUCCAACUUGAUUUUAAAUUUGGAUAUUAAUGUACUGUAAAUAGGUACUCUGCAUUGUAGUCUACAUUUGUUUAAUACUUUCUGUAAUAUUUAAGAGUUGCUUAAAGGUAUACAGAAUGUACAGUUACUUAAAGCUAACUUUUUUCCUCUCUAAUCAAAGGGGGUUCUGAGUUCUUCCUUUAUGGCUAGAACAGUAAUAAAUGAUGCUCCUGUAUCUGUAACAUAAGUACUGCUGUCUGUCAGUAAUGAACUUUGCAACUUUGUUUUCCAAAGUACAUUUUAUUUUGAUCUGUCCAGUAUAUUGCACUAAUUCUUUUAGUUAUUUUCAUUAUAUGAAAUCUACCAAGUGUGUCAGAAGAGAUGAAUUAGUCUAUUUAAAUGUUGAACUGAUAGCAGAAACUUACUUGUGCAGAUUUUAAAUUUGCAGUAAUCUGGGUUUAGCAAGGAAAAUGACAGUUCACCAGUGUUCAGUUUUAUAUUGAGGUGCUCAGGUUUGAAUAAAGUGGUUUAAAAAAAAAAAAAGAACACUUUUGAUUACUGUUUCUUACUGAGAAUUUCAGAAGGUUUUAUUGCAUUUGCACAGUUCCAGACAAGAUGUCUGAUUUACUAUGUGGGUCAGCAUUUAAGAUGAUGGCAAGUAAAUUCAUGACACAGAUAAA